AUGGUAUUACGACAGGAUCCUUAUUUAAGGGAAUUUUUGCAAUUAGAGCCUGAAACAGAAAAGCGUAAAAAAGCCGAAGUGUCUCAUUAUGAAACUAUUUUGUAUGCAACAACACAUAGCCUCACUAAAACGUGGGAUAAAUUCACCCACAACACUGUCAAGCACUGUUUGUUUGAACCCGCAACGGAAACACUCACAUUCGAGAAACCACUAACAAGUGAUGCUGAAAUAGACUAUCAAAAAUACUUUACAGAAGAAAUACUGACACAGCUAGAUGAUGGAUCUGUUAAAGCUGUGGACAGCCAUCAGUUAAUAUUCCUCAACGGAAAGGCCUCCAAUAUUGCCACUCACACUAAAGGUUAUUCUCUAAAUUCACAUACAGUAGAGGCUAUAGGCGAAAUAAAAUGUCAAGGAUCUUGCUUCACAAAAAACAAUCUAGGACGAGUCCGACCAUACACCAUAACCCUGUGGUUAUGGGAUUCUUGCCAAAUUGUUAUGACAUCAUAUUUAUUCAGGCAGGGGAAAUGGAUUACCGGUCUAAGAGUAGAUUUAGAUGACGUAAUUGCAUUCACACAAAUCUCUACAGUAUUUAGCAUCAUUGACAAUGAAAAUGUGCCUCCAAUUUUUAUUCAACCUCAAGAUGUUCUCUUUAUGCUUGUUCGAUCACUUUAUCUUCACUUGCACGAGAAAGAAGACUUGCGACUUAGUAAAACCUCAGAUGUCCUUGAGUUUUGUGAGAAAGUGUUUUCGGAUAAGCUUUGGGAAGGAUAUGUGUUUCCUGUGAAAACCUGGAAUAUGGUACCUUGA
Molecule: messenger RNA, 807 nt
Organism: Diversispora eburnea
Lineage: Eukaryota; Fungi; Glomeromycota; Glomeromycetes; Diversisporales; Diversisporaceae
Source: the annotation of a GenBank genome assembly